Molecule: messenger RNA, 582 nt
Organism: Enterobius vermicularis (human pinworm)
Lineage: Eukaryota; Metazoa; Nematoda; Chromadorea; Rhabditida; Oxyuridae
Source: the annotation of a GenBank genome assembly
AUGUUCAACGACGCUUUUUCUGCCGAUAUGAUUCCUAAGGAGAGGAGGAAUCCAAGAGGAUUUCAAGGGGACCAGAGAGGGCAUAAUGUUCGACAAACGUUUGACAGUCCUUUUGGAAGUCCCUACGUCCCUCAGUCUUCAGAGUACAAAUUUUCAUCAGAAGGUUCUUCGCCAAAUUCUAACCGUGAAAGGUACAUGUAUCCUAAUAACCGACAACAUCGUGGUUCCGCAACAUCAUUUUCUCCACCAAACAGUAAUUCCCGCUUUUCCGCACCUUACUACAACAAGAAUCCGAGGCAGGGAUACUUUAAUGGAAGCAAUUCUAGUCAAAGAUCUGGAAAUCAGCAGUGGAAUUCUGGCUCAAGGAAUUAUGGGAGAGACCAUUUUCCCAACUCCGCAAGAGGUGGUAGUUUCAAAAGAAGGCCAGGUGGAUACAGUGCAGGACCAGUAAAUGAUGUUGCUUUUAACGUGCAUGACUACGUUAUACCCGCAAUGACAACAGAUCCUUGGGCUGAACUAAAAAAAAAGUAUUUUGAGGAGCGGGAACAACAGAACUUUGAGCAGAAGGCAGGACUUGAGUAA